Argiope bruennichi is the source of this 4742-nucleotide messenger RNA. RefSeq names its product serine palmitoyltransferase 2-like. Gene Ontology annotation, cellular component: serine palmitoyltransferase complex. NCBI's taxonomy places the organism in Eukaryota, Metazoa, Arthropoda, Arachnida, Araneae, Araneidae. The transcript has 11 exons. Bases 176 to 1756 code for a protein of 526 amino acids. The record is from RefSeq and is a predicted model, not a curated record. Gene Ontology annotation, molecular function: serine C-palmitoyltransferase activity; pyridoxal phosphate binding. Gene Ontology annotation, biological process: sphingosine biosynthetic process; ceramide biosynthetic process.
CAACCCAACUCUUUCUUUCCUUCCUAGCCGAGCAAUGCCCACAGUCGAGGCAUGGGCCGCCGGCCUUCUUUUUUUAUCUGAAAACAAAUUAACAUUAAUUAAUUUAAUUUCUUUCGCAAAAUGCCAAUAAAUUCUAACGUUGUAAAUCAAUUAAAAGAAUACAAUUCCAUUCAUCAUGACCAAUCAAGUGAAACAAGAAGUAAACGGCUUGCAUAGCAGCCUCAAGAACGGUAUUAAGAACCAUGAGGUUAAACAAGAGAUAAGGCGAGCAAGAGAAAUAAAUGAAGAAUUUGAAGAGACACCAUUAAUAAUUGCUUUAACUGUUUAUUUUUGCUAUGUAGUACUCACAGUCUUCGGACACAUUAGAGAUUUUGUGAGGAAGUUGGGCUUCGGGAAAAGUAGCGAAGUCAAGGAACAAAAUAGAGAUGGCUAUGCCAAGCUUUAUGGAAGCUUUGAAAGCUUUUAUACCAGGAAUAUAUAUAAGAGGAUUGUACAGGGUUGGAAUAUGUUUGUGUGUGGUGUGCCUGCUGUUGUUUUUAAAUUAAAAAUAAAAAUAUCGCCCGAAUUUCAUCAAAAUGCCAGAUUUGGUACUGAAAAAAAUAUAGAAGCUAUCAAUUUAGGAUCAUAUAAUUAUUUGGGGUUUGCAGAAACCUCUGGACAAUGUACUGAUGAAGUAGAAGAAGUUAUUUUGAAGUAUGGAACUGGUAUCUGCAGUACUCGACAUGAAUUAGGUAGCUUAGAUAUUCAUCGGAAACUUGAAAAGAUGGUAGCUGAUUUUCUGGGUGUAGAAGAUAGCAUAAUAGUAGGAAUGGGAUUCGCGACCAAUUCAACCAACAUUCCAACAUUUAUGGGAAAAGGAUGCCUCAUCAUGAGUGAUGAACUCAACCACGCUUCAUUAGUUCUAGGGUGUCGACUUUCGGGAGCAAAAGUCAAAGUUUAUAAGCAUAAUGAUGUGAAAGAUUUAGAAGAGAAAGUGAGAGCAGCAAUUAUUGAAGGACAGCCAAUCUCUCACAAGCCUUGGAGAAAAAUUUUAAUCAUUGCUGAAGGAGUAUAUAGUAUGGAGGGCACGGUUGUUAAUCUUCCUGGAAUCAUUGCCAUUAAAAAGAAAUACAAGUGCUACUUGUAUAUUGAUGAAGCUCAUAGUAUUGGUGCCCUGGGAUCUAGAGGAAAAGGUGUGACAGACUAUUUUGGAUGUAAUCCUCGUGAUGUUGAUCUGCUUAUGGGAACAUUUACUAAAAGCUUUGGUGCAUCAGGAGGUUACAUUGCUGGGUCUAAGAGCUUGAUCAAUCAUCUUCGAACUCACUCAUACAGCUUCAGCUAUGCCACUAGUAUGUCUGCACCUGUUGCACAACAAAUAAUUACGACCUUAAAAAUUCUCAUGGGAAAAGAUGGCUCCACAGAAGGUAUUCGCAGAGUAAGGCAGCUUGAAAGGAAUACUCGUUACUUCCGUAGGAAAUUGAAGCAAAAAGGUUUUAUUAUUUAUGGUAAUGAAGAUUCUCCAGUAGUGCCUCUAAUGCUCUACUUUCCAUCUAAAGUAACUGAAUUUAUACAAGGUCUACUGAUGCAAGGUAUAGCUACAGUGGGUGUUUGUUAUCCGGCCACCACAGUAGUGACUUCUCGGGCUCGUUUCUGUAUUUCUGCUUCACACACUAAGGAAAUGUUAGACAAAGCAAUUUCAGUGAUUGACUCUGUUGGGAAACGGAUCAUGGCAAAUUAUUCUAAAAUUGAGCGAUCUCAAACAGAAAUAAUUUACUAGUCAUCUUGCAAAUUUCUUUUCGACGAAGUGCCUUAGAGUUGUGAAAUCCCAUCCAGAUUAUGGAUUUGCGAUUCCCCUUUGAACACGAGCAGAACUUUUGCCAGUGGUUAUGAACUGUGGGGUGGUGUCGGUGAAAGGCACUUUGAGCUAUUUUGAAGAACAGUGAUCAAAUUAGUUUUUGCAUUUUAUACUAUUUCUUACCGUGCAAACUAUGCUCUAGAAAGAAGAAAAGAAAUCCCUGGACUCCUAAAACCAGAUUAUCCAAUGAAGUAUGCCGAGGCUGCUAGAAAAGUUGUUUUAUAAUGGACUUCUCACUCUGAAGAUCACUUUCUCAUUUAUUUAUUGCUGCUGUGUACAUGCAUUUAGUAAAUGGCUAGUCAUUGUAAAGCCUGCUUCUAAACUUGAAGCAUUCCGCCAAGCGAUAACCUUGGCUUGAGAAUCCAAGGCUGAUUAGUAUUUACAUAGCUUUAUGUCAGGCCUGCAGUUAAGCUGUUAAAUUUAAUUGUACACAUCUCUCUCAACUUGCAUUGAAAUAAAGAAUUUUACAUCAUUAUAUACAUACAGUCAAAUAUGUCUAUAUAUCGAACUUGAGAUUUAUUGAAAUAUAAAUACAUAUUAUAUAGAAAUUUUGAUACUUAAAAAUUUAAAUAUACAGAAAUGCAUAUUGUAAAUUUUUUCAUUUUCUUAUUAAAAAUAAUUAUAUGUACUUAAUUUUUAGACUUAGAAAAGAUUUUAAAGAAUUAAAUUAUCGACUAAAUUAUGAAUGUAAAAUGUACAAAUUUUUCAAUGUUUCAUAUCAUAAUUAUCAAAAUUUUGUAUUUUCCUGUUGCACCUUUGUUUACAUCUCACUUUUUUGUGUCUUCUAUUAGGCUGGCCUUUUUUUCACAUUUAAAUUCCUGCUUGGGAGCCAUAUUCAUUACAGCAAAUGUAAAGUUUAAUUGAAUAGGAGCUAAAAAAUUUGGAACUCUUCAGCAAAUGUUUGCUUUUUCAUAAACUUGUUUCAAAAAUUUCUAUUUCAAUAAGAAUUAUGAAACAAUUUUUUUUAUUAUUUCUUUUAAAAUAAAUGGAUGCUUUUUUUACUGCUAUAACCAUAGCCUUUUAUGCAUUUUUUUUUUUUUUUCAAUAUGCAGAAACAAUAAUUGUUUUUCAUUUGUAAAUCCAAGGCUUUUGUUAUGAGUUCGAUAUAUAGAUAUUUUUGAUAUAUAGGGAUUACGCUGUGUUUUUCAAGAAUUGGCUUAAUGAUUUCCAUUGCCUCGCUUGGAAUUAGAAUUUUACAGCAACGAGAUUGUUCCGCAAAAUGAAAUUUUGUUUCUCGAUGCAGCUGUAUGGAUCACAGAAUUUCACUUGUUUAAAUUUGACACUGUAUGUUGAGAUGUUAGGCUUCCAUAUUUUGUCUAGAAUUUUUAAAAAGAUUUUUAUGUUUUUGUAUUAAAAUUAGUAAAUGGUAUUUUUGUCUACCUUUUAAAAUGUGCAUAUUGAAAAUAUUUUUGAAAUCUUAAAGCAGCUUAUUUAUAUUUCUCAAUCUUUAAAAUUUUAAUUGAUAUUGCAAAUUAUUAUCAGAAAAUCGAAAGAAUAUUGUGCCAUUUUUUUGUUUUAUUUAUUGUUAUUUGUUGAUUUAAAAGUGACAUUUCUAAUUAUUGUUAUUGGGGUUUAUUUAAUUUAAUAAAAUACUGUUUAGGUUUUGUAUAUAAGUCAACAUUGAAUUCCUUUUAUAAUUUGCCAGUUGGCAAAGAAUGUGUUUUUCUUUUUGUGUGAAUGUUUUCAUAAUCAAUGGAUUUUUAAUUUAAAUACUUCCUAAGGCAACUAAUCAUGCUUAUAAUUUUCAGUUUAUUUAAUUUUAAUAAAAAUACUCGGCCCUUUUUUCAUGAUAUGAAUUAAAUUUAUUUGCUGUUUUUUAUAAUAUAUAUUGCUGGUCUUCCUUUUUAAUUAAAAUUUUUUUCUAAUUAUCCUUGUUGUAUUCUAUUUGUAAUGUGUGCUUCCAAAAUUCAACAUUUAUAUUCUGAUUUGUUUGUACUAUUUGUUGAAAUUUAAUGUUCUUUUCAUCAUUGAAAAAUGAACUGUGUACUUUAGAAUAAUUUAUUAACCAGGCUUCCAUUUUUCUUGUAAUUUUUUUUCCCCAGAAAGUUGUAAACUAACAAUUAUUACAUCAUAUUUAUAAUUGUCACUUCUAAAACCAUUUUCAUUCUGGGUAUUUGAGAUGUUGCUGUAAUGGCUUUUAUGGUUUUUAUUAGGAAUGUAAAUAAUGAUGUUUGUAUGUAUAUUUCCUUGUUUCUUUUUAAUCUUUUGCUACUAUUAGCAUCUUUAAUCUUUAUCAUUCUAAAGUUUUAAGUUUUUUCAGACUAAUCUAUUAAUGUUUCAUUCUCUGUCAGAUUUUUAAAAAGGUUGAAGACUUGCUUGUUGAAUUUGCUGCUAAUGAAAUUCGCAUUCAACUUUUACUGUAUAAUUAUUCUUGGUUAAUGCUAUGCAAGUUGAAUAUCUAUAAAAUCUUGAUAUUUAGGCUCAUUAUUUUCAAUAUUCUCAUUAAUGUAAUGAUAUAGCAUAAAUUUUAAGCCCAAUUAGAUAUAGAUGAUUGUAUGUACAUAAAAUAAAGCAGCAUCUUUCAAUCAUCGUUUGAGUUUUACCAUCUGUUAUUUGCUUUUUGCUAAUGAAUUUAAAUUUAAUUUACCUAUUGUAGGUCACAUUUAUUGUGAUUCUACUUAUUUUCUAUGCUUUAUUUUGCUUAAUAUUUCUCCCCCUGAACCUCCUCAGGAUGACCUUUCAUCAAAUACUUGGCUUAAAAUCUUCCCCUUAAAUAUGCAGCUUUUGCCAUGGUCUUUUACCUGUAUUUAAAAGCAUGUACAUAGUCAUUUACCUGUAACAAGUGAUGCUAACUUUUAUAAAAAAAAAAAUGCUGUACCAGUCCUUCAACGUCUGUAUGCAAUGUUGUACUGUUUUAUCUUCAAAAUAAUGGUCAGUAAUCAAUGAAUAAAUUUUUUUACUCUCUCAA